Messenger RNA from Oryza brachyantha (malo sina), 1765 nucleotides. RefSeq names its product NEDD8-activating enzyme E1 catalytic subunit. Gene Ontology annotation, biological process: protein neddylation. The coding region runs from base 120 to 1484 and encodes 454 amino acids. Gene Ontology annotation, molecular function: NEDD8 activating enzyme activity. Lineage: Eukaryota; Viridiplantae; Streptophyta; Magnoliopsida; Poales; Poaceae. The record is from RefSeq and is a predicted model, not a curated record. The transcript has 9 exons. Gene Ontology annotation, cellular component: nucleus; cytoplasm.
CGGCAUCGGCAUCAGCAUCCUCAACUCAGGUUUUACUCUCUCUCUCUCUCUCUAGGUCUCGCAUUGAUUCCUCUCCUCCCCACCGCAUCGCCGGCGCUCCGAGCAGCACCGGCGACGAGAUGUCCUCUUCCCCGGACGAGGAUCCGCCGGCGCCGACGGAGCCCGAACGGUGGAGGGAUCUGGACAUGCUCCUCUCCCGCCCCGGCAACCUCGUCGACGCCAACUUCGCUCCCAGCCCCGGGCUGCGGGACAUGCUGGGGAGCCUCGUGGAGGUGCUGGUGGUGGGCGCCGGCGGGCUGGGGUGUGAGCUCCUCAAGGACCUGGCCCUCUCCGGCUUCAAGAACCUGCACGUCAUCGACAUGGACACCAUCGACGUCUCCAACCUCAAUCGCCAGUUCCUCUUCAGGGUUCAAGAUGUUGGGAAAUCCAAAGCUGAAGUUGCUGCAAAGAGGGUUAUGGAGCGAGUUAGUGGAGUGAACAUUGUGCCCCAUUUUUGUAGGAUUGAAGAUAAAGAGAUAGAGUUCUACAGUGAUUUCUCAAUAAUUGUUCUUGGUCUAGAUUCAAUUGAAGCUCGAAGCUAUAUCAAUUCUGUGGCUUGUGGUUUCUUAGAGUAUGACUCAGAUGACAAGCCAAUCCCCGAAACAAUUAAAUUUAUGGUCGAUGGAGGGACUGAAGGUUUCAAAGGUCAUGCUAGAGUCAUUAUACCUGGGACAACACCUUGUUUUGAAUGCAACAUAUGGCUUUUCCCUCCCCAGGUCAAAUUUCCCUUAUGUACACUUGCUGAGACUCCAAGAACUGCAGCUCAUUGCAUUGAGUAUGCUCAUCUGAUCAAAUGGAACGAGGUUCAUCCUGGGAAACCUUUUGAUGCUGAUGAUGCAGAACAUAUGCAAUGGAUUUACUCAGAGGCUUUAAAGAGGGCAGAACUUUUUGGUAUUUCUGGAGUUACAUAUUCGUUUACUCAGGGUGUUGUCAAGAAUAUAAUCCCAGCCAUUGCUUCAACAAAUGCAAUUGUUUCUGCUGCUUGUGCAUUGGAAGCUCUUAAGCUUAUGUCUGGGUGCAGCAAAACAGUGUCAAAUUAUCUCACAUAUAAUGGUAUUGUUGGAACACACAUUAACGUAAGCGAGUUUGUCAGAGAUAAAGAUUGCCUUGUCUGUGGACCUGGUACCCUUAUUAAACUGGACGCAUCGACUACCCUCUCAGAGUUCAUCAAGAUGCUUGAAGAGCACCCCAAGCUGCUAAUGUCAAGAGCUAGUGUGACGCACGAAGGAGAUAACCUGUACAUGCAGGCACCUGAAGUACUGGAGCAGAUGACGAGGCAAAACCUGGGUGUCCCAAUGUUUGAGCUUCUCAAAGGAGCGACACGCGCGACUGUGCAUGUCACCGGCAUGGCAGAGAACAACGGGAAGAAAAAAUCCUCUCUGAGGAAGCUGCGUGUUGCUUUCAAUGGUGUCGAGGAAGCUUCGAAAAUGGAUGAGAGCUCUUGAUACUAUCGCUGUGUCUCCCAAGAACUGAGCACACCGAAUUCAAAACUGCAUUGAUCUAUUUAAACGAGAAGAAUGCAUAUUAUUACUAGUCAUUACCGGGUUAAUCCAAUCAUACAUCUAGCAUCACAUUUCUAACCAUACAAAUCUGUUGUGUAUCAAAAUGUCUCGCUUAUCUGUACGCCGAAAAUGUAUCCCGAACAGGUAGACCAAUAUCAUCGCUAUAAUCAGAACUAAGCGUAGAGGUGGCGAUUGUUUGGCUUAAAUAAUUUGUGAAUAUAACU